GCCGCGGCCGCCUGUGGAGCAGCCGCUGCCGGCGCCUUUCCCGUUCCCGCCCCGUCCCUCCCCCGCCAGGGCAGCAGGAAGCGGGUCUGAUGUCAGCGGCGGCGGCCGCGGCGCGGCUCUGAGCGGCUCACUCACCCCCGCUGCCGUUCCCUCGCCCGCCGCCGCUGGCGGAGGCGGCCAGCUUCGGCCCCGGGGGCGACCCCUUCCCUCAGCCGGAGGCUAGCGGCAGACGCGGCUCUCGGGCUCCGCAGAAGCCGCGGCCUAGGGCAGCCAGCGCAGCGCUCCGCGGGAGGGCGGGAGGGCGCGGGAUGCGGAGUGGUGGUGCCGCCGGCGGGGCCUUCGCCCGGCGCCACUGAGGCCCGCGGCCGCCGCGGAUGCGGCCUCGCCCCGCGCAGCGGCCCAGGGGGCGCCUAGGCCAGGCCCUCCCCGCCUUGCGCCCGCGCGGAGGGCAGGAGCCUCCUCCGCGCCCCACGUAGCCCAGGCCCAGGUUCUCGGCUGCCCGGCGCCAGGCCCCUCCGUCUCUGGCCUGCCCUGGCCUCUCCUCCCCCAGGUGAAAGCAGAGGGAUGUCCGCUGCCGCCUCCGCUGAAAUGAUUGAAACCCCCCCGGUCCUCAACUUCGAAGAAAUCGACUACAAAGAGAUCGAGGUGGAAGAGGUUGUUGGAAGAGGAGCCUUUGGUGUGGUCUGCAAAGCAAAAUGGCGAGCUAAAGAUGUAGCCAUUAAACAAAUAGAAAGUGAAUCUGAAAGAAAAGCCUUCAUUGUAGAGCUUCGACAACUGUCACGAGUAAACCAUCCCAAUAUCGUGAAGUUAUAUGGAGCCUGUCUAAAUCCUGUGUGUCUUGUUAUGGAGUAUGCUGAAGGAGGUUCCCUAUACAAUGUGCUGCAUGGUGCUGAACCUCUGCCUCAUUAUAGUGCUGCACAUGCCAUGAGUUGGUGUUUACAAUGUUCCCAAGGAGUGGCAUAUCUCCACAGUAUGAAACCAAAGGCUCUAAUUCACAGAGACCUGAAACCACCAAAUUUGCUCUUGGUAGCUGGGGGGACAGUUCUAAAAAUCUGUGAUUUUGGUACAGCUUGUGAUAUUCAAACACACAUGACCAACAAUAAGGGAAGUGCUGCUUGGAUGGCACCUGAAGUUUUUGAAGGUAGCAAUUACAGUGAAAAAUGUGACGUUUUCAGUUGGGGUAUUAUUCUCUGGGAGGUAAUCACCCGUAGGAAACCUUUUGAUGAGAUCGGUGGUCCAGCGUUCCGCAUAAUGUGGGCAGUUCACAAUGGUACUAGGCCACCACUGAUCAAAAACUUACCUAAACCAAUUGAGAGUUUAAUGACCCGUUGUUGGUCCAAAGAUCCCUCGCAACGACCAUCCAUGGAGGAAAUUGUUAAAAUAAUGACACACUUGAUGCGGUACUUUCCAGGAGCUGAUGAACCUCUACAGUAUCCUUGCCAGUAUUCAGAUGAAGGCCAAAGCAACUCUGCCACCAGUACAGGUUCAUUCAUGGACAUCACUUCUACAAACACAAGUAACAAAAGUGAUGCUAACAUGGAGCCAAGUGACUUCCAAGGAGCUUCUACCAAUGACACUAUUAAACGUUUAGAGUCAAAAUUAGCCCAGCAAAUGAAAAAUACAGCCAAGCAGCCGGGUGAUCCUGGCCGCUUGAGUUUACCCCCAUCUCGUGGGAGCAGUGUGGAGAGCCUGUCAGAUGUUCGUGCACGACCACAGUCAGCCCUUGUUUCAGGAGAGGCCAAAAGGAUGAGUGCUGACAUGUCUGAAAUAGAAGCAAGAAUAGCUUCCAUCACAGCCUAUUCCAAGCCUAAACGAGGCCAUCGUAAAACUGCUUCAUUUGGCAACAUUCUGGAUGUCCCUGAGAUCAUCAUACCAGCAGGAAACGGACAGCAGAGGCGCAGAUCCAUUCAAGAUCUCAGUGUUGCUGGAACAGAGUCCAGUCAGGAGAGUAGAAACAGCAGUAGAUCAUCUAGUCCUAGUGUGAGAAUGAUCACUACCUCGGGACCAACCUCUGAAAAGCCAACUCGUAAUCCAUGGACACCUGAUGAUGCAGAGACCAAUGGGUCAGAUAACUCUAUCCCAAUGGCAUAUCUUACACUAGAUCAUCAGUUACAGCCUCUAGCACCAUGCCCAAACUCCAAAGAAUCUAUGGCUGUGUUUGAACAGCACUGCAAAAUGGCACAAGAAUAUAUGAAAGUUCAGACAGAAAUUGCAUUGCUAUUGCAGAGGAAACAAGAGCUAAUAGCAGAACUGGACCAGGAUGAAAAAGACCAGCAAAACACAUCCCGUCUGGUACAAGAGCAUAAAAAGCUGUUAGACGAAAACAAAAGUCUCUCAACUUACUAUCAGCAAUGCAAAAAACAAUUAGAGGUCAUCAGAAAUCAGCAACAGAAACGGCCAGGCACAUCAUGAUUUCCUGGGACCUUUGACAUUAAAAAUAUGCACAAAAAAAGACUGAUUAUUUUUUUUUUAUUGUUACUACUAUCCCUUAUUAUGACAACUCAUGAGUGUUAGCUUCUUGGUGUGAUCUGUAUUUGUCUGCUACACUUAACAUCAUUUAAUUUUCUUUUUCCUAAUGGUGGACAUCCGGUUCAACAGGUUAAUCGAAGAAGGUGAGAAAACAGUGACUUGAAUUAACCAACAGCCCUCAGUUUAAAGCAAGCCCCCAGAGGCUGUGUGCAUGCUCCUUGUGUGAAGGCUAGCCUAACACGUGUUCAAACAGCUGCUAAGUUGUAAGAUCUUGGGUUUAGUUUUUGGUAUUACCUCGAUAACGAGCAAAACAAAAACUUUCCUGUUUAAGAAUGAUUUUGUUCCAGUGUCUCAUCUCAAAUUAUUAAUAUGAUGGUUACUUUUCAGGACUUAAACAUGCACCAAGCUGCAGAGGUGAUGCUGGCUGACCAGAGCAAUUCAUGAUGCAUUAGGGAUGCCUUUUACCUGUAGACAUAGUGUAUUUUUUCCACGUGCAAAAUGGUAUGCAAACUGAUGCCAGCAUCCUUGGUUCAGUGCUUGAUAGCCCUGCAUUUUGACUAAUAUAUUUCUUGUAAUCUUGCAUUCAUAAAAUAUUUGAAGUAAAAAGCUGUAUUUUCUUUCUU
Molecule: messenger RNA, 3092 nt
Organism: Dryobates pubescens (Downy woodpecker)
Lineage: Eukaryota; Metazoa; Chordata; Aves; Piciformes; Picidae
Gene: MAP3K7
Product: mitogen-activated protein kinase kinase kinase 7
Exons: 17
Coding region: 565-2412 (615 amino acids)
Biological process (GO): positive regulation of canonical NF-kappaB signal transduction; protein phosphorylation; JNK cascade
Molecular function (GO): ATP binding; magnesium ion binding; MAP kinase kinase kinase activity
Source: RefSeq, a predicted model, not a curated record